Molecule: messenger RNA, 6790 nt
Organism: Heteronotia binoei (common prickly gecko)
Lineage: Eukaryota; Metazoa; Chordata; Lepidosauria; Squamata; Gekkonidae
Product: GON-4-like protein
Exons: 29
Coding region: 112-6513 (2133 amino acids)
Biological process (GO): regulation of DNA-templated transcription
Cellular component (GO): nucleus
Molecular function (GO): transcription coregulator activity
Source: RefSeq, a predicted model, not a curated record
AGGAAGCGGGCGGCUGGAGUGGGGGAAAAAAAUGGCACAGGAGAGCGGCUGUCGUUUGGGGGGCGCGGCGGAGUCGCCCGCGAGAAUGGCAUUCUGGACGCUUUAGUCAGGAUGCCCCUCUUCCCCAAGAUGUUGCCAUGCAAGAAGAGGAGAGCCAUCCCGGUCGAUUCUUCCGAGGGGGAGACGGGUCCCUCCGCGGACGCCCAGCCUGUUGCAAUGGAGAUGUCUUCCUCAAGCGAGAGUCACCAGUUCCAGGGCCCGACGCAGCAAGACGAGGAAGCUGCCUUGACCGAAAGGAGGGCUCGGCUCAGCCCAUCUGCCGACAGGCCCGCCUAUUUACCGGCACCGACUCUGCCGGGACCUGACAGGGGCUUGUCUGAGUUAGAAGCGCCUGGCGGUGAAAUAGCAGAGGUUCCAUCUAGAACUGCUGCUCAGAACGGCUGCAGGGAGUCGACAGAGGCUUUGUCGAAAGCGGAGAAGGUCUUCUCCAGGCCAGGGCCAAAUGCCUGCCUGCAGAAAAGUGAAACGAGCCAGGAUUCAAACGCAGUGUCCGACUUUGUCAUGGAGGAGGAGGAGCCGCAACUGGGCCAUGAAGCUGGUGAUCUUUCACCAAAGCCAGGGCCUGAGUGUGAGGAGGGGGAUUCCGCCUCUAAUGCAAAAACUUUGAAGAUCACGCAGGGCAGUGAGUUGCUUCCAGAGGCCGAGGAGGAAGCUGAAGAGAUGGGGCUCUUUAUCCCAUUGGAAGAGCAAGAAGAAGGAGGGAAGAAGAAGAGGAGGAGGGCUGCUAAACGGAAGCGGGAGGGGAAAGGCCCAGAGGAAGAAGAGGAGGAGGAGAAAGCCCCCUUGGCUUGCGACCUCAGGCUGGACGACACCCUGGACCGGACUUUGGAAGACGGGGCAAAACAGCAUAACCUGACAGCCGUCAAUGUGCGGAACAUCCUCCACGAAGUGAUCACGAAUGAACACGUCGUGGCCAUGAUGAAAGCUGCUAUCAGCGAAACGGAGGACAUCCCCAUGUUUGAGCCAAAGAUGACUCGAUCCAAGCUGAAGGAAGUCGUGGAGAAAGGAGUGGUAAUCCCUACAUGGAACAUUUCCCCAAUCAAGAAGGCAAAUGAAAUCAAGCCGCCCCAGUUUGUGGACAUUCCCCUUGAGGAAGACGAUUCCUCGGAUGAAGAGUAUCAGCCAGAGGAGGAGGAAGAGGAUGAGACAGCGGAGGAGAGCUUGUUGGAGAGUGAUGUGGAAGGAGCCUCGUCUCCGCACGGGCUCAAGUGGCCCCGAACCAGGCAGUCGUCUGAUGCAGUGGAAGUGGAUGAGGAGGGAGGGGUGACGUCAGAGGCAGAGAAGGCCUCUGUACCUCCCCUUCAGCGGCACAUCAGUGCCGAAGUUGUACCGAUGGGGCCCCCUCCUCCUCCCAAGCCCAAGCAGAGCAAGGACUGCACCUUCAUGGAGAAUCUUCAUGCGGUGGACGAAGAGCUGGCGUCCAGUCCGGUCUGCAUGGACUCCUACCAGCCUUUGGAAGAUAGCUUGAUCGCCUUCCGCACUCGCUCCAAGAGGCCCCUGAAGGACGUGCCCCUCGGCCAGCUGGAGGCGGAGCUCCGUGCCCCGGAUAUCACCCCUGACAUGUAUGACCCCAACACGGCAGAAGACGAAGAGUGGAAGAGGUGGCUCAGUGGCCUUAUGAAUGAUGACGUGGGAAAUGAAGAUGAGGCUGAUGAUGACGAUGACCCUGAAUACAACUUCCUGGAGGACCUGGACGAGCCGGACACGGAGGAUUUCCGAAAUGACCGGGCAGUGCGAAUUACAAAGAAAGAGGUGAACGAGCUGAUGGAAGAGCUGUUUGAGACGUUCCAGGACGAGAUGGGUUUCUCCACCGUGGAAGAUGAAGGGCCGGAGGAUGAAGACAGCACUGCAGAAGCCCGGCCGAAUUUUAACACUCCCCAGGUGCUCAGGUUUGAAGAAGCCCCUGCCAACCUGCUGAACGAACAGCACCGGACGGUGAAGGAGCAGCUGGAGCAGCUGCGCAUGAAGAAGUCGGCCGUCAAGCCGCCCUCGGAGGUGGAGCCGCCGAAGCCGCCGAAGCCUCCUGUCCUGACCCUGGACGCCAGGCGGAGGAGGAAGCUUCAGCAUCAGAUUGCAGCAGGUUUCCCAGAACGGUUCAGGGUACUGGGUGUGUGCCAGCUCUCUAGUUCCAGACGCGGCAGCGGGAGGCGGGAAGAGGCCUUGUUCUUCUGGAUGAACCCCCAUCUCCUGCCUCGCUUCUCCACUCUUUUCAGCUUGGUAGCCUUGGGACUGAAGCAUUUUGAAGGGAUCGAGUUCCCAAAACCCCUGAUCAGCAAGUACCUCCUGACCACCAAAACCGCCCACCAGCUGAUGGUGCGCAUCAAGAACCUCACCAUGAACCGGGCCCCCGACAACGUCAUAAAAUACUACAAGAAGACGAAGCAGCUGCCCGUUCUAUCUGAGCUUUGCGAGGAGAUCCAGCCUGGCGACUGGAAGCCUCCCAUUGAGAGAGACGAGCAUCUCCUCCCCUCCUGGUUGAAGGACAGCUUGCCUUACCUCCAAGAAGCGCUGAAGCAACCUGCCGAAGAAGCUCCACUUGGGGAUCUCAAGCUUAGCCAGCCGGCAAAAGAGUCCGCAGAAGACGCAAGCCAGGGGAAGUAUUCCCUGCACGUGCCCAAGGGCUUGGAACUGAUCCUGAGGCCGCUCCCCAGCCAUAUCUACAAGAAGACCUGGAGGCGGCAGCGGCCCGCAACCACAAAGCCCCUCCCGGUCCGGAGCAGCGGGGCCGGCAACUACCUGAAAGUGACCGCCAAGCAGCCCCAGCCGGAUGCGCCUCCCAGCAAAAUCGCGGCCCGCAUUCCCCGCUGGAUCCAACCCGCCGCCGCGGUCCAGCACCUGCCCCGCAUCCAGCCCGCGAGCCUGCAGCCAGCCGUGGCAAACAGGGGUGGAUUUGAGCUCCGGGGCCUGUUCUCCUCUCAGCACGCCGCCUCCAGGCCCUGCUUGGCCGCCGCCAUGCCACAGAGCUUGAUCUCGUCUGUGCCCGUCACCUUUCAGCCCAAAAUGAUGUUUCCGGUGCUCCCUGUGUCCAAAAUCUGGAAGCCCAGUGGCCCCAGGAAGUACCAGAAGAAGAAGGGCCCCAAGCCUGCUCCGCUGCUCCCCCCGGCUCCUGUGGUCUUCACCGUCCCUGCCGCUGCUGUGAAAACGGUCAGCAUCGCCAACGGCUGCAACGUCCUGCAGCCCCUGGCCGCGGCCAGAGGUGGCGCUGCGCAGCCCAUCCCCAUCACCACCCUGCUGGUGAACCCUGCCCCCUUCUCUUGCCCGCUGAGCCAGCCGCUUGUGACUUCCCCAUCCCCUUCCUUGUUGGUCCCCGCAAACUCCCCUGGCUUUCCUGCUUCCGCUGAAUUUGUCAGCCCGGCUGCUGCGGGUGGGGAAAGUGGGUGCUCCCUUCCAGAACCCUGGACGGAGCCACGGGAACAGUCUUCGUGUGCGGCAACGCCCGCCAGGGAGGACAGCGGCCCGCAGGCUUCUGAGCCGGAGAGCGGAGACCAAAUGGCGGCUUCUCUCCAGGCCUGCCCGGAAACAGCAGAGGAGAAAGUCACAGAGCUUCCCGCCGAGGGCCCCUUUACCCCUUUAGCAGAAUUAGCAGAGAGAAUGAAGGCCAAGUCUGAAGAAUUCUGCAUCGCCCCACCAGAAGCGGUUCUGGUUCCAGCAGAGACGAGCUCCGUGGCAGCUCCUGUUAAAGAGGAGCUGGUGCUUGGUCUGGGACAGGAGCUUGACGUGGACCCCCCUCCAGAGGGUGCAAGUGAGCAGAAGGAGGAGCAGGGCUCCCCGAAGAGUGGAGGGCAAUGCCCGGGAGACACGGCCGCCGGGACAGAACGGGGUUCCCCCGAGAAGGUCUCCAACACACCGGCUGCUGAGUCCAGGAGUCCCUCCGUAAAGCCCGAGGAUCCGUCCAGCGCAGACGGCCACGCGGCAGGGGUUCCGGCCAGCCGGGAGGCAAUGGGUGAGAAGGACGGUCCGGAAGAGGACGAGGAGGAGGACUUUGACGACUUCACUCAAGACGAGGAAGACGAGGAAAUGUCGUCGGCUUCGGAGGAAUCGGUGCUGUCCGUACCGGAGCUUCAGGAGACCAUGGAGAAGCUGACGUGGCUGGCCUCCGAGAGGCGCCUGAGCCAAGAGGGUGACUCGGAGGAGGAGAACUCCCAGGAGGAGAACUCCGAGCCAGAGGAAGAGGAGGAAGAGGAGGAAGAAGGGGAGAACAUGGAAAGCCUGCAGAAGGAGGACGAGAUGACGGACGAGGCGGCAGGGCCCGGAGACGGGCAGGCGUCGUCCCUCGCGCUGACCUGCGUCGCCCCCGAGGUGGAGCCCAGCAGCACCCCCCCAGGAGAGUGCGCCAAAGCACCCGGGAAAAGCCGGGGCUCCCACAGGGCCCGGGCCAAGAGGGGCCGGGCUCGGGCCAGCAAGGACACCUCCAAGCUGUUGCUGCUGUACGACGAAGACAUUCUGGAGAGGGAUCCGCUGCGGGAGCAGAAGGAUUUGGCCUUUGCCCAGGCCUACCUGGGCAGGGUCCGCGAGGCCUUGCGGCACGUCCCGGGCAAGUACGAGGAGUUCCUGCGCAUCAUCUACGAGUUUGAGAGCAAUGUCCACAAGCAGACAGCCGUGGACCUCUAUGCCCGCCUGCGCGGCCUCCUGCGGGAGUGGCCCCAGCUGCUCACCGACUUCGCUGCCUUCCUCUUGCCGGAGCAAGCCCUGGAGUGUGGGCUGUUCGAAGAGCAGCAGGCGUUUGAAAAGAGCCGGAAGUUCCUGCGGCAGCUGGAGAUCUGCUUUGCCGAAAACCCUUCCCACCACCAGAAGAUCAUCAAGGUGCUGCAGAGCUGUGCCGAGUGUCUGCCCCAGGAGAUCGUGGAGCUGAAGACCCAGAUGUGGCAGCUGCUGAAAGGGCACGACCACCUGCAGGACGAAUUCUCUGUCUUCUUCGAUCACCUGCGGCCCUCGGCCAGCCGCAUGGGAGACUUCGAGGAGGUCUGCUGGACGGAGGAGAAAGAGUACGAGUUCGAUGGCUUUGAAGAAGUGUCCUUGCCCGAUAUGGAAGAGGAGGAGGAACCCCCCAAAAUCCACGCCUCCUCCAAAAACAAGAAGCGGAAGGAGCUGGGAGGCCAGAACGCAGACAAGGAGGCGGAGUGGGCAGAGGGGGCCAAGGAGUGCUCUUGCGGCUGCCACGAGGGGAACAGCGACGCCAGGUUGAAGAGGAGCAAGCGGAAAGGCUGCAGCCACUGCAGCAACAAGGCGGGAGACAGCAAGGCUUACAAGGCCAAAGAUGCCCCGGAGCCCCCGGACAGCGUUGUCCCCCAGGAGCCCAACCCCCGCCCAGAAGGGAAGGAGCCUGCCGAGGAGAGCCCGGAACACAAGGGCGACGGGGAGGCCCCCCAGAGCAGGAUGAGGGCAGCUGCCAGGAAGGCGGACUCUGCCUCUGUCGCAGGUUCCCGUGUGGAUGGAAAGUUCCCGUCAAUCAAAGAGGCCUCCUUAGAGGGGGACGCGCUCCCGACUGGCAGGACUGUAGAGCCACGCUCUCUGCAGGGACCUCUUUGCCCCAAGAAGGCACCCACGGCCGACCCUGCAGCACAACCCCCCGUGACUCCUGCAACUUCUUUGACCCAGGCGCAGAGGACUGGCGCUCCUAAACAGCGACCCAAAGGCAGCUGUUGUCCUGUGGGCAGGGAGGGCGAGGCAGGGCGAGGCCUGAGGAGCACCGAAGCUGCUUGUGGGCUUGACAAAGACGUCUCGGGGCCUGAGGGGAAGGGCCCUGGUUCUCCUCCAGCAAAGAGUUUGCCCCAGAAACUUGCUCUUCAGCCCCGUCUCUCGGAGGAGCCCGUUGCUCUUAGCCUCCGGGAAAAGGAGGGAGAGAGGCUGGCUGCUUCUGCAAAUGUGAAAGGACAGGAAACAGGGGGACUGCCUCCCAAAAACCCUGGGCCAAAGGCAGCAGCAGGAACGAACUGUGGCUCGCUGGCUUGCCCCGAGUCCUCCGGCGCUUGCCACCCGCGAGCCCUGGCCUCCGAUCAAAAGACAAAGGCGGCAGGGGUGUCGGGCGCAAGCAACUGUUUGCAAGAGCAGCAGCAAGCAGGGGGAGGAGCAGAGCGCGUUCUGCCCCGCCCGCCCAGGCCGAGGGGGGAGGAGCCACAGCAGAGAGCAACGGAAGCCGUGGUCUGCGCCAAGAACAUCAAGGUCAGCUCUACGGGGGAGAAGGUUGUCCUGUGGACCAGGGAGGCUGACCGUGUCAUCCUGACCACCUGCCAAGAACGAGGAGCUCAGCAAGACACGUUUCGGGCCAUCUCGCAGCAGCUGCACAACAAAACAGCCGAGGAAGUAGCCCACCGCUUCAGGGAGCUGAUGACAUUGUUCCACACGGCCUGCGACGUCAGCUCGGACGAGGAAGACGACGGCACCAGCACCAGCAACGCUGACCAGCUCUCGGACAAAGAUCCGGUUCUCUCUGAAGAAGAGCAGGAGGAAUGAGGCGGCGAGGCCAGCGACAGCUUCGCUGCAGUGCUCCGCUCUGGGGGACGUCGCUGGCUCGCCCCCCUGCCCUGCCCCACGGAAGACACCUCUGAAGAAACAUUGCACGUGAAAGCGGGGUGGGACGGCUGUGUCGUGGAAGUAGGCAGGGGUCGCCCUUGUGCUUGGACAACACGUGAUGUAAAUGCUGUAAUAGCAGGAACUGUGUACAGCCUCUCCUGUAUGGAUAUUUAUUGUGCAAUUUAAUAUUAACGAAUAAAGCCAUUGGUUUGGGGUA